Chrysochloris asiatica (Cape golden mole) is the source of this 1461-nucleotide messenger RNA. RefSeq names its product ring finger protein 8, E3 ubiquitin protein ligase (gene RNF8). The transcript is spliced from 7 exons. The coding region runs from base 1 to 1461 and encodes 486 amino acids. Gene Ontology annotation, molecular function: histone binding; ubiquitin protein ligase activity. NCBI's taxonomy places the organism in Eukaryota, Metazoa, Chordata, Mammalia, Afrosoricida, Chrysochloridae. Gene Ontology annotation, cellular component: site of double-strand break; nucleus; cytosol. The record is from RefSeq and is a predicted model, not a curated record. Gene Ontology annotation, biological process: protein K48-linked ubiquitination; double-strand break repair; ubiquitin-dependent protein catabolic process.
AUGGGGGAGUCCAACUCCUUGGUUACGGGAGACCGCGCUGGCGGCCGGAGGUGGUGCUUACGGCGGGUGGGGAUGACCGCCGAGUGGCUGCUGCUAGAGAAUGGGAGCGAGGUGACUAUUGGGCGAGGAUUUGGUGUCACAUAUCAACUGGUAUCAAAAAGCUGCCCAUUGAUGAUUUCCCGAAACCACUGUGUUUUGAAACAGAAUGCUGAAGGCCAUUGGACAAUUAUGGACAACAAGAGUCUGAAUGGUGUUUGGCUGAACAGAGAACGUCUGGAACCUUUAAAGAUCUAUUCCAUCCAGAAGGGAGACCACAUCCAACUUGGGGUGCCCCUGGAAAACAAGGAGAAUGCAGAGUAUGAAUAUGAAGUUACUGAAGAAGACUGGAAGAGAAUGUAUCCCUGUCUUGCCCCAAAGAAUGACCAUAUGGUAGAAAAAAAUAAGGAUUUGAGAACUAAAAGGAAAUUUAGUUUGGAUGAAUUGGGUGAUCCUGGAGCUGAAGGCCCCUCAAAUUCAAAAUUUAAAAUUAGUAGUAUGUCUUGUGAAUCUGGUCAGCCAGUGAAGUCACAGGAGAAAGGUGAGGUGGCCAGUCAGCUCUCUGAAGAUUUGGAUCCUAAGUUGACUUCUCAUGAGCCCAGUGAGAAAACCACAGGGGUUCAUAUUUGUGCUGAUCCCCCGCAAGUUGUAGAGCUUCAUGGUAAGACACAGCAAGCCUCCAGCUCUUCUAUUUCUCAGAAUAGCUUAGAUCUGUUGAAGGCAACUAUGUCUAGGAUUCUGAAGCUGAAAACAGAAAUGCAGAAAAAGCAGGUAGCUGUUCUGAAUGUUAAAAAGCAGAACCAAAAGGAGCACUCAAAAAAAAUUGUGAAAAUGGAGCAGGAACUACAGGACUUACAGUCCCAGCUUUGUGAAGAACAGGCCCAGCAGCAAGCGAGAGUGGAGCAACUAGAAAAGACCUUCCAGGAAGAGGAGCCACAUCUCCAGGGUUUGGAGAAAGAGCAAGGAGAAGAGGACCUGAAGCAACAGUUGGUCCAGGCUCUACAGGAGCACCGGGCUCUAAUGGAAGAGCUAAAUCGCAGCAAGAAGAAUUUUGAAGCAAUCAUUCAAGCCAAGAACAGAGAACUGGAGCAGACCAAGGAAGAGAAGAAGAAGGUGCAGGCACAGAAAGAGGAAGUUCUUAACCACAUGAAUGAUGUGCUAGAGAAUGAGCUCCAGUGUAUUAUUUGUUCCGAAUACUUCAUUGAGGCUCUCACCUUGAACUGUGCCCACAGUUUCUGCUCCUACUGUAUCAACGAAUGGAUGAAGCGCAAGAGGGAGUGCCCUAUUUGUCGGAAGGACAUCAUCUCCAAAACUCACUCCCUGGUUCUGGACAAUUGCAUUAGUAAAAUGGUAGAUAGUCUGAGUUCAGAAGUGAGAGAUCGGCGAGCUAACCUCAUUAAGGAACGACGGGGUGAGUGGUUAUGA